AAAUAAUUUGGUUAGGUUCCAUCUGACUACGUGAAAUGACUGCUGCUGCAGCAUUAGAAGAAAUGAAGACUUUGUCUCCAAUGCUUUGUCCCUCAUGUAAAAAGAGUUUUCAAGAACCAAGACUGUUACCAUGUCUUCAUUCAGUAUGCUUUGACUGCUUAGACUUAGAUAAAACCAGGUGUCCAGUGUGCAGUGGGAUCAUACCUCCACUUCCAGAGAUCCCAAAGGAUUUGCUGGUGGAGUAUUUAAUGUCUAACAAACAGACCUUAGAGGGAAUAUCCUGUGCAAAUUGUGAGCAAUCUCAUUCUAUUGAUGUCAUGUUGUUUUGCAACACUUGCAGUCAGCCCCUUUGUCAAAAGUGUAGAGAUUUCACCCACUCAGCCAAGAUGUUUGCGAAACACGAGAUUGUUGAUAUCUUAUUAAAACGAUUGAACAAACAACGAAUGUGCUCAUUGCAUAAUGAACCUUUCAUUAUGUUCAAUGCUGAAGAUAAGAGUCUAGUGUGUAUAAGCUGCUUCAGAGAGAUUGGGCUGUCCAAGCGAACGCACUGUUUGGAUAUUGAGACAGCAUACAGUACGGUACAGAACGCUAUGUGUAAGAGUAUCGAGUACACUUGUACUACACAGAGUUCCUUGUCAGAACUUGUGGACAAGAUUGAUCUCAUGAUAACUGAAACCAAAGACUCCUCUCAAAAAAGACUAGAAGAGAUAGAUGAGACGUACAGCAGCAUAACAAAAGCAGUGGAGUUAUGUAAGGAGCGACUGAUAGAGGAUUGUAAGGAGUACGCUGGCUCCUGUCUCUGUGGACUUCAGGAGAAACAGGACAGACUAAAGUUACUGUUACCUGUUCUUCAAACUACUCUCAGAGCGGCCGACCUCUUUACUUCAGUCUCUGAUAGGUUCGACCUAGUUGAGUUGGGAACGCAUGUUAUUGAGAGAUUACAAGCGUUAACAAGCAAGGUGACUCAGUUGCAGACUCUGCACAUCUCAGAAAACGAGAUGUUGGACUACAGGAAGGAGUUUACGGAGUGUCUAGGAUUAACACUAGCAGAUAAGAAGUUACCAAACACAGAUAAACUACACGAUAGUAUCCGGGCUGAGCUCAUUGCUUAUCACAGGGGCAUAUCCCGCAGUUCUGGUCCAGGGACUAUGUACGCAAAACAGCUGGAACAGAAAUCAGUGCACAUUGACGAGUUACACCGCCUACUUAACACCUACAAGAACCAGGUACAAGAGCUACACAGAGACAUUACAAUCAGACGCAGUUCAGCUGGAGCCAACAAAACCUCAGCUCUCACUAAAAACUGUGAGGAACUGAUGGAGGCAAUCACCACGGCAACCACUGAGCUGAAACAUCUGCAACCUCUUUUAGAGAAUAGUUGGAAGGAGACUCUUAACAGCGUUGUCAAGCAGCAGGAAAGGUACAAAGACCGUAUGUCAGUAGUGGAGAAGAUGAGGAACGAGACUCAGUAUCUGAUAACCCUUGUGAAGCAGCUCACUCCCUUUAUACACAACUACAAAGCAGUCUCUGACAAACUCCACCCCAAGCUGGGUACCAGCAGUAGUUCCGGACCGGACGGACAGAGUCUGGACAACAUGAACCAGAUAAUCCAAACAAUAAAAGAGAUACAACCUGACUCUGGCCAGAGAAUAGCCGCUAUAGAACUAGCAGAACGAGAGAAGUCAGGCAACAAGAAGAGUAAGAACUCGUUAGAGGAAGAUCUGUUAAAACAAAAGGGCAAGUUGAGAUCAGUGGUGAAUAGCAGUGAGGAUCUAUCCUUGUUGUGAGCUCUAGCAAACAAACAAACUGUGUCGUCACGUGAUGUCCAUAUAAGGAGUUUAAUGACCCUGCUGCUAGUCCUAGUCUGUAAUGAGCCGGAACAUCUGCUGGCACUACUACAUGUAUUCAUCUUGGCACUAAUGUUGCGACACAUUUAUCAGUUGACAUGUAACUGAUACAUCUGGAAGUUUCUGCUAGAGGGUAUGAUUUCAUUUCCUUUAAAUAUGAGGGGUAAUAUUUAGAAGAUAACUUUCAAAUGUUACUUUACCUAGAAUAUAGUGACGUUCACAAAUGCAUGUUUCUCGAUAUCGUUUUUAUUAUAUAUUUUUUGAUGUACUAGAUUUAUAAAUAGAAUAUUGUAAA
Molecule: messenger RNA, 2142 nt
Organism: Bolinopsis microptera
Lineage: Eukaryota; Metazoa; Ctenophora; Tentaculata; Lobata; Bolinopsidae
Product: RING finger protein 207-like
Exons: 13
Coding region: 36-1787 (583 amino acids)
Cellular component (GO): perinuclear region of cytoplasm
Molecular function (GO): transmembrane transporter binding; Hsp70 protein binding; zinc ion binding
Source: RefSeq, a predicted model, not a curated record